AUGGUAGCUCCCAAGCUUCCCAGCAGCCAUAACAAGCGAAAGAGACGGCGAAAGCAUGCAGAGCCAAAUGUAGACAAUCGAAUCUUGAUGAUACCCUUGGGAUUGGCGUUCCUGGCCGUUUCUUCGCAAAUUCUACGCUUGUUUCGAAGCCUGGUGAAACCAAGAGGAAAGGCACCCGUGCUGCGACGAGAACACGCUUCCGAGACAUCCUGGAACUACGAUUGGUGUCAGUCAUCAUCAAAGGCCGAGGAGGAGGAACGAGAAUGUGUCUUGGUCCUACCCAUUGAUUUGGCAGAUUUCCUCCCACCACUUCCCGAUGAUCCACUGAUGGAUAUGCUACCCGAUCCAGGGGAUUUGUUUGGGAUGGAUGAUGGCGAAAAUAGUCAAGAAAGCAACAAAGGCAGUAACAGCACUAAUUCAAUGACGGAUGACCUGGACAAUCACCUGGAUCGCCUGGGAAAUUUCCUCAUGAAUCCAUCCACUUUCCUGUACCCUCCCACACCCAAAAUCUUGGUCGAAGCAAGACGCAAUUUUACACGGUCUGGAUACCACGGCAUUCGCAACCACCACAAUCACAACAUUACGCAUCAAUCAUUUUCGGUGCGCCAUCAUUCUGGAGAUCAUUUUGCACUGAUAUCCCGACGAGGUUUGGGUGGGACUCACGAAAACAACCAGGAUCGAGCUUUGCUAGUAGAUCUCUUUCCAACCUCCUUGGGGAGAAAACACAAGCAUAAGAAACACCCAAAGAAAAGGCACAAUCCUCUGCACAACAACUUUUUCAUGGGCAUAUUUGAUGGACAUGGGUUGUCAGGCCAUUUGAAAGCAGACUUUGCUGCAGCAACACUUCCCGGGCUAUUGCUGGAUCGAUUGAUACCCUUGGAGACACGACUUGACAAUACCAUGGACGAACAAAUCCGCCAGGCACUUCAAUCUUCAUUUUGGGACAUUCAUCGGCAGGGGCCGCUGAUUCAUGACAGUGGAUGCACGGCCUCGACCGUGGUGCGGUUGGGUCGUCGCCUCUACUUUGCCAACACUGGCGACAGUCGUUCCAUGCUGGUGCAAAUCGAUAUGGAGCGACGACACGUGAAUAUCACCCAUGUCACAACGCCACACAAACCAGACUUGCCCGAAGAACGACAACGGAUUGUCAAAACGGGCUGUAUCGUGAUUGAUCCCAUUCCGUUCUAUGAUUCCACGGCACGCGUUGCCGAACCGAUAGAUAAAGAGGGAGGGUCGGGACUUGCCUUGGCCAUGAGCCGGAGUCUGGGCGAUUACGAUUUGGAACAUUGUGGGGUAAUUCCAGAGCCAACCGUCACAGUGGUGGAGUUGCCAUCAUCAUCAGGAUCCUUGGCAGCGCAUGACGACAACCAACACGACAACGAUAGCAAGAUAUUGCUAGCCGUGUCGCUCACUGACGGGAUGUUCGACUACGUGCCGCUGGAAGAAAUUGCACAAGGGCUUUCACGUCCGUACCUGAACCGAAACACCUACUUGGGAACAUUGGCGUCGCCAUUGGAGCUCGCAGUCGAAGAUCUUGUCCGCACUGCUUCCGAUCGAUGGCUCGUCAACACGACAGGGAUUCCCUACAGAGAUGAUAUCACUAUUGCUGUACGCCGAGUACACUAA
This is a messenger RNA of Seminavis robusta, 1626 nucleotides long. Lineage: Eukaryota; Bacillariophyta; Bacillariophyceae; Naviculales; Naviculaceae. The record is from the annotation of a GenBank genome assembly.